AUGCUGGACCACUUUACCAUCUUCACCAAGAAUGGUCUGGUCCUCUGGUCCAAGACGUUCAGUCCGGCCUUGAGCAGUGCCGACGCAUCGGCGAAUCCUGUCAAUGCUCUCAUCAAGCAGGCUUUCCUCGAGCAGCGCACCGCAGACCACAAGUUCGACAAGGAUGGAUACACUCUCCGUUGGACAUUUGCCAACGAGCUCGACCUCACCUUUGUCGUCGUCUACCAGCGCAUCCUCCAGCUUUCUUACAUUGAGGAGCUCCUCGAUACCGUCCGAUCACUCUUCACCGACCUCUUCGCUUCCUUCGUCCGCAAACUCGCCCUCUCCUCCAAGAGCGCUGUCGCCUCUGGCACAUCCAAGGCCGCCACUCUACCGGAGAGCGCGCGCCUCGAGUUCAGCGCUGCCCUCAAGGAGUGGGACGAUAUUUUCUCCAAGACGCUCAGGAGCUUGGAAAAGGCCGCCGCUCAGUCCAAGCGCAAGGGCGUGCUCGGCGAGAAGAAGGGCAUCACCAACCAAGCACAAGCGGCCGAUGCCUCAGACAAGGAGAGCGGCCUCGACACUCCAAAGUCGAUCAAGGAGGGCAAGGACUCGGCAGACAUUGCAAAGAGCGUCGAAGCUUUAAAGAACCGACUCAAGCUCGAAGCCAGUCCUGGCGGCAGACGCGUCGUUCGCGGCAAGAAGAGCACCUCAGGCAUCUCGGCUUCCAACGGCGGCAGCGCACCGGGCACACCAGGACAUGCGAGCGGUACCGAGUCGCCCGGCGGGAAGAAGACCAAGGCAGCCAAGGAGAUGCGCAAGUGGGACGGCAGCCGCAGCGUCAGCGCACAGCAGGUGGCUGCUCUCGACUUUAGCGGCGCCCCCGAGAAGGAUGCAGACGUUGCAGCCGGCCUCGACAGCUGGAUCGACGAGAAGAGCAUGGGCACCAAGCGCUCCGACGGCGUCUACGAGAUCGCCGACGUCUUGGAAGACGAAGAGGACGACGACGACGACGAAGACGACGAAGACGACGAAGAUGAAGAGGGCGAUCUUGCGGCAUCCGCAUCCUCCAAGUCGGCAGGCUUCCUCUCGCGCAUCGGAUCAGCCUCGUCAUCGGGAGCAUCCUUCUUCUCGCGUCUGACGGGCGCCAAGACACUCACUAAAGAGGAUCUCGCGCCCGCACUCUCCGCCAUGGCCUCGCAUCUCCAGAGCAAAAACGUUGCCGCCGAUGUCGCCCAGCGCCUCUGUGACAGCGUGGAGCGCAACCUCGUCGGAAAGAACCUCGGCAGCUUCGGCUCGGUCAAGGCCGAGGUGAAGAAGGCACUCGAAGAGGCCAUCACUCGCAUCCUCACGCCCAAGUCCAGUACGGAUAUCCUGCUCGAGAUUGCGACAAAGCGACAACGAUCUGCGGCCGCCUCUUCGCUUGCUCUCGCCACGAGUGCCAAGGACAAAGAGCUGGCCAGCAAGCCCGACCCUUACUCGAUCUGCUUUGUCGGCGUCAACGGUGUGGGCAAAUCCACCAACCUCGCCAAAGUGUGCUUCUGGCUUCUGCAGAAUCGCAUGCGCGUGCUCAUCGCUGCCUGCGACACCUUCCGAGCCGGUGCGGUGGAGCAGCUACGUGUGCACGUGCGCAACCUCGGCCAGCUUCGCGUCGAUGGCAUCGCUCUCGACGAGCAAAAGGGACGCAUUGAGCUGUACGAGCGCGGCUACGGCAAGGAUGCCGCCGGUAUCGCCAAGGAUGCGCUCUCCUAUGCAAAGGCAGAAGGUUUCGACGUCGUGCUCAUCGACACGGCAGGACGCAUGCAGGACAACGAACCGCUCAUGCGAGCCCUCGCCAAGCUCGUCGCCGUCAACCGCCCCGACAAGAUCAUCUUUGUCGGCGAGGCACUUGUCGGAAACGAGGCCGUGGACCAGAUCACCAAGUUCGACGGUGCUAUGAAGGACUUUAGUGGAGUCAGCAACCCUCGUGGCUUGGACGGAAGUCUGCUGACCAAGUGGGACACCGUCGACGACAAGGUCGGCACCGCCCUCACCACCACCUCGGCUACCGGCCUGCCCAUCUACUUUUUGGGCACCGGUCAGACCUAUACCGACCUUCGCCAGCUCCGAGUUCAUCACGUCGUCAAUGCUCUGCUCAAGAAUUGA
Molecule: messenger RNA, 2121 nt
Organism: Moesziomyces antarcticus
Lineage: Eukaryota; Fungi; Basidiomycota; Ustilaginomycetes; Ustilaginales; Ustilaginaceae
Product: signal recognition particle binding protein
Exons: 2
Coding region: 1-2121 (706 amino acids)
Biological process (GO): SRP-dependent cotranslational protein targeting to membrane
Cellular component (GO): signal recognition particle receptor complex; endoplasmic reticulum membrane
Molecular function (GO): signal recognition particle binding; ATP hydrolysis activity; GTP binding
Source: RefSeq, a predicted model, not a curated record